AUUAUUUUGCAGCAGUGAACUCUGAUUAUUUAUUACUAUUGUUAUUUGCUGCGCUGAUUUUCAAUUUCAGCCCGUUCUCUUUCAAUCGGUUUGUUCUGGAUGGGGUAAAUUUGGGAUCGGUGUAUAUGAAAAUCGAUUGUAUUUUGCUAUUUUAUUCAAUGGAUUAUAAUUCUAAAUGUACUCGUUAGCUGAAAUUGUGGCUGUCCAUUUUGUUGUAAUUGUGGUGUUUGCUCUGAAGCUUUUAGCUUUUGCUGCUUCAGUAACCAUAUGCAUAACUUACAAUACCAUGAACACACACACACACACACACACAUUCAUGGUAAUUCUGAGUGGGUUAGAAGCAUAUGAGUUGUAGAUAUAUGCAUUUGUGUAUUUAAUGAACUUGAUUUUACUGGGGACAUUUCUCUGUUGUUUAGCCUGCGGUAAUCUAAUAUGUUUUGAUCUUCAAACACGAGAAUCUGUAUGUGACUAUGAAGCAGAUUUUUUUGUAGAAGAAGAGCAAAAGAGAGUUAUGUGAAUAAAAAGUAGGUUAAAGUUUUUCUCCUCAAAGUAGAACAAGUGUUAUUAUGCCUGCUGAAGACAUAGAAUUGAGCUCACUUUAGGUUCUUUAGAUGCAGUGGAGUUUUGGUUGCACACCUUGCAUGAAGAUCAAGUUUAUGGAGGAUAAUUUACUAUUUUUUCUCAACACUGGCAGUGAUUUUAACUGGAAACCUUUAGCUGAUAAUGUUCUUGACAUUUAAAAUUUGCCAGUUUGUCCCACUAAUUAUUUUAUUUUAUUUUUUGUUGGUCAAUUUGGAAUAGAGUUGAAUUGCAUGAUGCAUUAGUCUCCGCUGUUUCUCGAUGCAGAAAGAGAAUUCAUUCAUCAGAGAGCUUUGACAUGUCUCCUUCAUCCUGCUAAUACCUAUACUACCUUGUUGUUAAAAUGAGUGGUGGUCAGUUGUUAGAGCUUACUCUCAGGGAUAUUCUUCAAGUAAUCAAUCCCUUGAGGGAGGACUGGUCAAUAAGGUUUUAUAUCAUCAAUGAGCUUCAAGCUGUUGUUCAAUCCAUAGAAAGUCUCAGAGGUGCCACUGUUGAGCCUUUUGGAUCGUUUGUGUCCAAUCUCUUUACAAGAUGGGGAGACUUAGAUAUAUCCAUUGAAUUAUCCAAUGGCUCCCAUAUUUUAUCUGCUGGGAAAAAGCACAAGCAAAUGUUGCUUGAUGAUGUGCUGAGAGUUUUGAGAACGAAAGGUGGAUGGCAUAAAUUGCAUUUUUUUGCGAAUGCUAGGAUUCCCAUUCUGAAGCUUGAGACAAGUCAUAGCAUCUCCUGCGAUAUCUCAAUUAACAAUUUGAGUGGCCAAAUGAAGUCUAAGCUAUUGUUUUGGAUGAAUGAAAUUGAUGGGCGUUUCCGUGACAUGGUUUUGCUGAUUAAGGAAUGGGCAAAGGCACACAAUAUUAAUGAUCCAAAGUUUGGAAGUCUUAACUCGUAUUCUCUGAGCUUGCUUGUUGUCUUCCACUUCCAGACAUGCGUACCUGCAAUUUUUCCUCCUCUCAAAGAAAUAUAUCCAGGCAAUAUGGUUGAUGACCUUAUAGGUGUGAGGGCUCUUGCAGAAAAACAUGUUGAAGAAACUUGUGCUGUCAACAUAAACAGAUAUCGAUCAGAUAGCUCCAGACUUACCAAUCAAAGUUCUUUGUCUCAGCUUUUCAUGUCAUUCCUUGAGAAGUUUUCUGACAUUAGUGCAAAGGCAGCAACACAAGGAAUUAGCCCAUAUACUGGACAGUGGGAAGAUAUUGAUACCAACAUGAGAUGGCUACCCAAAACUUAUGCUGUAUUUAUUGAGGAUCCCUUUGAGCAGCCAGUUAAUACAGCAAGGACUGUCAGUAAUAAACAGCUAGCUAGGAUAUCAAAUUCAUUUCAGACAACACUGAAUAUGGUUAAUGCGGCCAAUCAAGAUCAGAGUAUGCUUGUUUCUGCUCUUGUAAGACCACAAAUAUCGCAAUUUUUGGUAAAACCCCCUUUUAGAUGCCAAAGUAGCCAUAGCAAUGGGACUCGGCCGCAAAUUCCAAGAGCCAUACAGCCAGCUGGCGGUGUUCAGCAUCAGUUUCAAAACAGGAGAAGUCAGAAGCGUCAGAAUGAGACAAAUCAAAGACCAGCCCAAGUGGUCCAUAUUCCUAAAGUCCAUAGUCAGGUGCAGCAAGUGUGGAGGCCAAGAUCUGAAAGUUAAAAUGUUUCGGACUCUUUUGCCAACAACCACUCAUCCUUGUUUAGAAGAUGAUGGUCAAAGAUUGAGUUUUGGUUUGGUUCUUGAAAAGGUAAAGCAAAAGCUCACGAACUACUACCCUGAAGGCAAUAGGGUGCUCAAUGAUCUGGAGUGUUUUUCACUAUAUUAGUUUCACCCCCUUGUUGGUGGUCUGCAAGAUAUUGAUUUUUGUUAAUGGGAUGCUCAUAAGCAAUUACUCUCUUUUGGCACAAGUCACACACAAAAGGUCUUCUAGAAUAUUUCGUGGUGUGGUGCAAUAUGCAUUAGUUACUAUCAUCAAACGUGCCCACAAAAGUUCGCACCUCAUUGUAAAGACAUUUUGGAGUGGCUUGAUUUGGACGAGCAUUGGCUGAAAGACUGGUUAUAAGGAGGCAUUUUCUGAAUUUUGCUUGGAAAAAUGUAACGUGUGAGGAUGCAAGAAUAGAUAAAAUGCUCAAAGCCCAGUAUCCAUUUUCUCC
This is a messenger RNA of Coffea eugenioides, 2694 nucleotides long. Its product is annotated as protein HESO1. Gene Ontology annotation, molecular function: RNA uridylyltransferase activity. The record is from RefSeq and is a predicted model, not a curated record. The transcript is spliced from 8 exons. The coding region runs from base 923 to 2200 and encodes 425 amino acids. NCBI's taxonomy places the organism in Eukaryota, Viridiplantae, Streptophyta, Magnoliopsida, Gentianales, Rubiaceae.